Molecule: messenger RNA, 1259 nt
Organism: Psammomys obesus (fat sand rat)
Lineage: Eukaryota; Metazoa; Chordata; Mammalia; Rodentia; Muridae
Gene: Las1l
Product: LAS1 like ribosome biogenesis factor
Biological process (GO): maturation of LSU-rRNA; maturation of 5.8S rRNA
Cellular component (GO): preribosome, large subunit precursor; Las1 complex
Molecular function (GO): endonuclease activity
Source: RefSeq, a predicted model, not a curated record
GUGAACAUCCCGGACUGGAUUGUUGAACUUUGCCACAAGUUGACCCACAAGAAAAUGCCCCAUAUAAAUGACUGCCGCAAAGCUUGCCACUUUGUCAUGGAUUGGCUCAAAAAGACCUACUGGAGCUGUCAACUGGAGGAAAGUCUGAAAGUAACCUGGGAGUUGGAAGAGGACCAGGCAGAAACAGAAGAACCUCAAGAAGAGGAAGGUGAAACUAUUGUUGAGGAUGUAACAAAAGAGCAACGAGAGCCUCAGGAUGACAAAAAUGAUGAGUUGGAUGUUGAGGAUGAAGCGAACAAUAAUGGCAAUGAAGAGGUAUCUUCUCAUUCAGAACCGACCCCAAGACAUAAAGAGUUGUAUGAAAAAGCCCGAAAAUUGCUGUUAUCUUAUGAAAUAGAGCAGUUUACGGUGCUGGAGAAAUAUAGGAAUUUACCUCAGGCUGUUAAGGUAUGGAAUAAACUUUCGCCAAGUGUACAGUGUAUCCUGGAAGAACUCAAGGGCAUUACAUCGGAGAACAGGGAUGCUUUGCUGGAUAAUUUUCUGGAUGAUGGCUUCCUCAUUCCCACUUUUGAGCAGUUGGUAGCUUUGCAGAUAGAGUAUGAAGAUGGUCAGACUGAGGUGCAGAAAGGGGAAGUUACUGAACCAAAUUCACACAAAAACAAUGACUUGAAUGAAGUCUUGGUGCCAACGCCAUUCUCUCAGUUCUGGCAGCCCCUGCUCAGGGGCCUGCACACCCAGACCUUCACACAGGCCCUUCUGGAGAGGUUGUUCUCUGAGUUGUCUACCCUGGAGAACACUGGGAUCCGGCCUACCUACAUCCUUAGAUGGACCGUUGAACUGAUCGUGGCCAACACUAAGAUCGGACGUCAUGCUCGGUGCUUGUCUGCAAGCCAGUGGAAAGCAAGAAAGAACUGGAGACUCUUCAACUGUUCUGCCUCUCUUGACUGGCCCCAAGUGAUUGAGUCUUGUUUGGGCUCACCGUGCUGGGCCACACGACAACUCCUUCAGCUGUACUUUCCAAUCCUAAAUGCCUGCGGAAUGGAAGCUGCUGGUCUGGGAAAAGUCUGGACCACAGAGAUCUUCUCCCAACUCAAGUCUAUCAGAGGGAUGUACUACAUAGCAUCAGUAACAGUGGCUCACUUGGAUCCGAUUCCUUGUGCACAGAUCCUCCCUUUCUCAAGUAAUCAAUGAAUUUAGAUCAAAUCACCCAUUUUACAGAGUGGAAAAUAGAGGGGUUGUGCUGCAUGUCAGAUAUGGCC